This is a messenger RNA of Amorphotheca resinae ATCC 22711, 1376 nucleotides long. RefSeq lists its product as hypothetical. NCBI's taxonomy places the organism in Eukaryota, Fungi, Ascomycota, Leotiomycetes, Helotiales, Amorphothecaceae. Gene Ontology annotation, molecular function: antimonite transmembrane transporter activity; antiporter activity; arsenite transmembrane transporter activity. Gene Ontology annotation, cellular component: plasma membrane. Gene Ontology annotation, biological process: antimonite transmembrane transport; arsenite transport. The record is from RefSeq and is a predicted model, not a curated record. The coding region runs from base 157 to 1323 and encodes 388 amino acids. The transcript is spliced from 4 exons.
GUCCUCAUUCCCAAGCGGGCAUCAAGAUGGAUUUCCAAAUCAAUUCCAGCGCUUGUUUCUCUGCAGCUCCUCCUUUACCAGGACCAGCAAGAGUUUUUACUUUAUUUUCUGUUUCAUGCAUACGGAAUUCUACAAGUCCACUAAGUGGUAGUCAACAUGCCAAACGUCCUCCCUUGUGAUGGGAUGGAGACCAGUCCUCCAGAUGCUCAAGCCAAUGUCUCUCCAACCACUUCAGAUAUCGAAAAGCAACAGCCUACAGAAGAACAUGUUGAAGAAUCCAAAACGUCUGCAUUCAAAGGUCUCGGGUGGUUGGAUCGCUUCCUUGCCGUAUGGAUCUUUCUGGCCAUGGCUAUCGGGAUCAUAUUGGGCAACUUUGUGCCUAAUACCGGCCCUGCUUUGCAAAAGGGUACAUUCGUAGGGGUGUCUGUGCCGAUAGCUGUUGGAUUGCUGGUUAUGAUGUAUCCUAUCCUAUGCAAAGUCAAGUUUGAGACUCUGCAUCAUGUUUUCAGAGAACGGGAUAUCUGGGUCCAGAUAGGAUUCAGUAUAAUAGCGAACUGGAUCAUUGCUCCUCUCCUCAUGUUGGGGUUAUCAUGGGCUUUUCUUCCGGACAAGGAGGAACUUCGUGAGGGCCUCAUCCUGGUGGGACUUGCAAGAUGCAUUGCCAUGGUUCUCAUCUGGACGGGUCUCGCAGGAGGCGAUAGUCAGUACUGCGCCAUUCUCGUGGCCAUCAACUCCAUCCUCCAAAUGGUGCUCUAUGCACCCCUCGCCCUUCUCUUCAUAAAGGUCAUCAGCCGCGCUGAAGGCACCAUGUCCAUCGAAUAUUCCACCGUCGCCAAGAGCGUCGCAGUCUUCCUCGGUAUCCCUCUCGGGGCAGCAAUCGUAACCCGGUACAUUAUUCGCAAAAUUGCCGGUCUAAGAUGGUACAACGAGGUGUUCAUCAAAUGGCUAUCUCCAUGGUCUCUGAUUGGACUCCUGUUCACCAUCCUAGUCCUCUUCGCUUCCCAGGGUCGUCGAGUCGUUCAUCAAAUCGUCUCCGUCGUUCGAGUCGCUGCGCCUUUAAUAGUGUACUUUGCAGUCAUCUUCUUCCUGACUCUGCUUAUCACGCAUAAGCUAGGAUUCGGCUACAAGCUGGCUGCUACACAGAGCUUCACUGCUGCUAGCAACAAUUUCGAGCUUGCUAUUGCUGUCGCUGUUGCGAUAUAUGGAGCAAAUAGCGAUCAAGCCCUGGCCGCGACUGUGGGGCCGUUAAUAGAGGUACCGGUUUUAUUGGGCCUUGUAUACGUUGUGAAGUACAUAGGGAAGCGAAGACGGUGGAAAGACUAAGUAGAGCAAGCAAAUAUUGCUCGUCAGUUCCCAAUAAUACCCGCCUGCUAGGC